AGAUGCACCCACUGGGCCUGUGUAAUAACAAUGAUGAAGAGGACUUGUAUGAAUAUGGCUGGGUAGGAGUGGUGAAGCUGGAACAGCCAGAAUUGGACCCGAAACCAUGCCUCACUGUCCUGGGCAAGGCCAAGCGAGCAGUGCAGCGGGGAGCCACUGCAGUCAUCUUUGAUGUGUCUGAAAACCCAGAAGCUAUCGACCAGCUAAACCAGGGCUCAGAAGACCCGCUCAAGAGGCCAGUGGUGUAUGUGAAGGGCGCAGAUGCCAUCAAGCUGAUGAACAUCGUCAACAAGCAGAAAGUGGCUCGAGCAAGGAUUCAGCACCGCCCUCCUCGACAACCCACUGAGUACUUUGACAUGGGGAUUUUCCUGGCUUUCUUCGUCGUGGUCUCCUUGGUCUGCCUCAUCCUCCUUGUCAAAAUCAAGUUGAAGCAGCGACGCAGUCAGAAUUCCAUGAAUAGGCUGGCUGUGCAGGCUCUGGAGAAGAUGGAAACCAGAAAGUUCAACUCCAAGAGCAAGGGACGCCGAGAGGGGAGCUGUGGGGCCCUGGACACGCUCAGCAGCAGCUCCACGUCCGACUGUGCCAUCUGCCUCGAGAAGUACAUCGAUGGAGAGGAGCUGCGGGUGAUCCCCUGUACUCACCGCUUUCACAGGAAGUGUGUGGACCCGUGGCUGCUGCAGCACCACACCUGCCCCCACUGUCGGCACAACAUCAUAGAACAAAAGGGAAACCCAAGCGCCGUGUGCGUGGAGACCGGCAACCUCGCGCGCAGCCGGCAGCAGAGGGUGAUCUUGCCGGUCCACUACCCCGGCCACGUGCACAGGACCAACGCCAUCCCAGCCUACCCUACAAGGACAAGCAUGGACUCCCACGGGAACCCCGUCACGCUGCUGACUGUGGACCGGCACGGGGAGCAGAGCCUCUAUUCGCCACAGACCCCCACCUACAUCCGCGGCUACCCACCCCUCCACCUGGACCACACCCUGGCCCCUCACCGCUGCGGCCUGGAGCACCGGGCCUACUCACCAGCCCACCCCUUCCGCAGGCCCAAGUUCAGCAGCCGCAGCUUCUCCAAGGCAGCUUGCUUCUCCCAGUAUGAGACCAUGUACCAACACUACUACUUCCAGGGCCUCAGCUACCCCGAGCAGGAGGGUCAGGCCCCGCCCAGCCUCGCUCCCAGGGGCCCGUCCCGUGCCUUUCCCCCGAGUGGCAGUGGCAGCCUGCUCUUCCCCACUGUGGUGCACGUGGCCCCACCCGCCCACCUGGAGAGCGGCAGCACAUCCAGUUUUAGCUGCUACCACGGCCACCGCUCGGUGUGCAGUGGCUACCUGGCCGACUGCCCGGGCAGUGACAGCAGCAGCAGCAGCAGCAGCUCUGGCCAGUGCCACUGCUCCUCCAGCGACUCCGUGGUGGACUGCACUGAGGUCAGCAACCAAGGCGUGUACGGGAGCUGCUCCACCUUCCGCAGCUCCCUCAGCAGCGACUAUGACCCCUUCAUCUACCGCAGCCGGAGCCCCUGUCGCACCAGUGAGGUGGGGGGCUCGGGCAGCUCUGGCCAGGGGCCUGUUGUGCACCUCGAGGGCUCCCUGCCACCUGAGGAGCUCGUGGCAGCCCACAGUCCAGGUGCUGGGCGGGGAGAGCCUUGGCCUGGCCCUGCCUCUCCCUCGGGGGACCAGCUGUCCACCUGCAGCCUGGAGAUGAACUACAGCAGCAACUCCUCCCUGGAGCACAGGGGGCCCACUAGCUCUACCUCAGAAGUGGGGCUCGAGGCUUCUCCUGGGGCCGCCCCAGACCUCAGGAGGACCUGGAAGGGGGGCCCUGAGGGGCCAUUGUGUGCCUGCUGCUGCGAGCCCCAGCCCUCCGCACUGGAGCCCAGCAUAGGAGCAGCUGAGGGCAGCACCUUGUUCCUGGGCCCCCCACUCUGUGAGGGCUGUGGCCCCACAGGUGGGGAGUCACAGCCAGGAAGCUCCCUGUACGGCCUUCACCCAGACCAUUUGCCCAGAACAGAUGGGGUGAAAUAUGAGGGCCUGCCCUGCUGCUUCUAUGAAGAGAAGCAGGUGGCCCACGGUGGCGGAGGCGGCGGCGGCUGCUACACUGAGGACUGCUCGGUGAGCGUGCAGUACACGCUCUCCCAGGAGGCCCUGCCCAGCUGCCACCCAGGGGCCCGGGACCUGAGCCAGCGCAUCCCCAUCAUUCCAGAGGAUGUGGACUGUGAGUUGGGCCUGUCCUCGGACUGCCAUGGGACCCAUGGCCUCGGCCCUUGGGGUGGGACGCUGGGCCCAGACGCCCUGCGGCCCCACAGGGGCCUGGGAGCAGCCCAGGAAGAAGAGCGGGUUCUGUGCUGCCAGGCCAGGGCACUGCUGCCCCCUGGCUGCCCCCUAGAGGAGGCAGGGGCCACCAGGGCCAGCUUUCCCAUUGGCCCCCAGGACACUCAGGAGUCCAACGCCACAGCCACUGAGGCUGCAGGACAGAGAUCCCGCCCAGCAGACGGUGGUGGCAGCACGGGUGCCUGAGCCCAGAAGGAACUCUGAUGUGGAAAUGGGAACUGUACGGAGACUCCAAACUCUGACUUCCUUCAGAAAAAAAAAAUUUUUUUUAGCUUUGACAAACACACAAAAGUGGUAAUAAAGAGAGCCCUCCUUCUCAACCCAAAAUGUGAGCCACCUGUGGCAAACCCUCCCCCCCACAAUUAACAAACCAACAGACAAAAUUCUCUGAGUCUUUUGCCUCUUUUGAUAACAUGUUAUUCUUCUGUUUUGUAAAGUGUGUGUGCUUGGGGUUCCGAGGUGUGUGGGAUUGAAUUCUCUGCUUUGUUUUUAAGAUAUUAUAUGUAAAUGUAAAAAGUUAUUUAAAUAUAUAUUUUAAAGAACUCUAACCGCCAACUUUUGCUGAAAAAAAAAUCACUGCUGCAUUAAUUAAACCACAUCAUGUGUAGAUACUGUUGUCUCCCCGGAGGGAGCUCAGGCCUUUGAAAAGCUCAGGGCUACACCUGCCUUAGAAAAUGAACCAGAAACUUGAAGUAAAGCUAGUUGAUAUGGGUACAAACUCUGAGGAACAAUGCAAUGCUGCCUCUUUCUUUCUCGUGGCAAAUCCCAGUGUACAAACUUUCAGGUUUUCUCAGAAGCCAUGCCUCUCCAGCCCACACCUUUAGGCAGCUGAUGGAAACAGCUAGGAAUAGUGGGGAAGGUCUGCAGCACUGGGGAGCCGGGAUAAGCCAUUGCUACAUAAGCCCCAGGGUGACAGGGACGGUUCUGCCCAGUGUCCUCAGUCUGUCCCCUCGGGUCAUCGUUCUAAGUAAAAGGACAGAGUUCACAAUCCUGAUCUUGGGCUUCCUGCCACUGGCUGCAGAAAUGCUUCGACGGGGUGUGUGGGGACAAACACCCAGGAAGAAGGUCGUUUUGCGGCCUUGGUGUCGGAUAGGGCUGGGAGAGAGUGCUCUCUAACCCGGAGAAGGGACGGAGGGCGCGCUGGAGCGUGCCUGUGCGCAUGCGUCUGUGUGGGCGCAGCCACGCCCCUCGGCUGCUGAGCCCUUGGGCUGCCUUCCUGGGGGCGCGAGGCAGGGCCCCCGCCGCGUCUGCACCGAGCUCCGCUUGAAGGAUACGUUUCCCAUCCCGUUUCCCUAGCGAAGCACCGCUUCAGGGUUAUUCAGCCCACUGCCUCAUGGCUGAAAGUGCUCAUCUCGCCUGCAAAUGUCUACUAUCCUUUCUACCUAAUGCACUAUUAUGUAUUGAUUCUCCAUGAGACAGAGAAAGAGACUAUCAGAUAGUUUAGACCCAAAGGGUAGGUUUUUGUAUAUUUUUCCAGCCUUUUGUUGUUGUCGUUUUUUAAGAGGGAGGGAGAGUUAAAAACCCAAAC
Molecule: messenger RNA, 3855 nt
Organism: Ceratotherium simum simum (southern white rhinoceros)
Lineage: Eukaryota; Metazoa; Chordata; Mammalia; Perissodactyla; Rhinocerotidae
Source: RefSeq, a predicted model, not a curated record